CCAGCACUGGCGUGGUAGUCUCUGCGGCGUGCGAUUUCGACCUCACGGUCGUGACGCCGACCACGUGUUCGACAGUUUGUUCCAGCCGCUGGUCACAAUCAAAUUAGAGGCCAUUGACUAUUCUGACCCCCGUGUCGCCUCUCCCUGGCGGCUCGGGGGAAACCUAAGUUCCACGCCGCCGCUCCUACCGGCCUUUGCAGGAGUGGCGGCGGUCCCCGUUCCCAAAGGGGCUGGGGGUGCCUCCGGUUGCAUGCUCGCAGCGGAGCCAGGACGCCGGGCGGCGGCCCCGGGCUGGUGGUGGCGGCGCGGCCGUGUGGACGGCGCGGAGGCUGCGUUUGCGCUCUGCGGCGGCAGCGGGUGCGCGAAGGUGAUCUGCUCCCGGUAGUCACCCGGCGGCGCCGUUCUCGCGUCUGCCGGAGCGGCUUCGUGGGUGUCCAGGGCUGCGCGACGGGGCAGCGCUGCGGGCAUCGCCAAGACAGCGCUGGCUUCAUCGAACUGGAGCUGUGGUCUCGCGCACGGAUCUGAGGCGGGGCUGCUCGGCUGCGUGGCUAUGGCUGCGGGAUUGUCAGGGUGCAUGGAAAGCCGUCGAGAUCAUCUCUUCGGUUCUCGGUGGUACGACUGCAGUUGUACUUGCAUUGACUCCUGCUCUCUAUCAUUUAUUUAAUGGAGGACAGUUUGAAAGCACAACCAAACUUUUCAACACAAAGUCUAUGGUUGCUGGACUCCUUAAUAGUAUUGUGUGGGUAUUAUAUAGCUUAGCAGUUCUAAGGAGAGAUAGAAGUGUGGAUUUGAUCAUGAGCAAUCUGUGCUCCCUUGUGUCGAAUUUACACUGUCUGGUUUUCUUCUAUGCGCAUCGGCGGCAAAACCUCAAAGGUUAUGUCGUGGUUGCCAUGACCCUCUUCUGUGUCUUCGGAUAUUUGUUUUGCAACAAAUCGGUCCUGACAAAACAAUGGGAAUCGAAAUCGUCUUUGGAGCAUUGGGAUGCUUCACACAACUAGUUUGCCAUCUUUAUCAGAUAUUCGACUUGAUGAGGAGUACAGCUGAGAGAGUGGAGCUUAUCUCUGUCCUACUAAAUGUUAUACCUAACACACUUUUGGGCGUGGUAUCGAUUGUGAUCACUUACUUGAGGCAUCGAGAGCAACUGUUUAUGAAUAUUUUAGGUUGUCUUAAUUUGAUCUGUUAUGUUCUGGAGUUUAUACUAAUUCUACGAAUGUGUGAUCGAGUGAAAAACUUUUUUGGUUCAGAACGCGAAGGUGACACCGAUGGUAUUCAAACGGCAAAUCUGGGAGUGGCAAGGGAUACACCGAUAACAAGAGCAGAUCCUACAGUUUCUUCUCAAGCAUUUUUUGAUCAUAUUAGAGCCUUGCGUAAUGGCCAUGAGACCCUGGACGACAGCAUGGGUGUGUGAUGCAGAAGACGAAGAGAUCGUGGUCUGAGCGUUGAAGCUGAGCACAGGGGGGCACCACACGAUGUCAAGAUGGAAGAGGCUUCACUUCUUUUCCAUUAUGUUUAGGGAAACACAUGGGCUACUUUGACCUUCCAUGUACAGAGCCGAUUAACCUGCGCGCAGAAUGGUGCAUGAUGUGACCGUAUACGAUAUGUCUUGCCGAUUCAUCAAGUGUUGCCUAGGAUAAGACGCAUAGGCACAGAGGGUGACGGUAUAAAGAGGAACGCAUACACAUUCAUAUCACCUGUUUAGUUAGGCGACAUAGAAUUGCAAAGAUCCAAAACAAUCUGUUCUGGAUUUUUUUUUCUUUUUGGCGGGGAAUCUGUUAUGGAGUUUUUGUAGCAAUGUUGUUACAUACAGAAAAUUCGAUCUUAAUGGGGGCGCCCGCAGUAUCUUUUGCUGGCA
This is a messenger RNA of Triticum aestivum (bread wheat), 1852 nucleotides long. RefSeq lists its product as uncharacterized. The transcript has 8 exons. The record is from RefSeq and is a predicted model, not a curated record. Lineage: Eukaryota; Viridiplantae; Streptophyta; Magnoliopsida; Poales; Poaceae. The coding region runs from base 950 to 1408 and encodes 152 amino acids.